AUGAAUAGCAAAACACCCAAAGAUGCUACCUACGAGAUCACAGACUCGACAGAUUGGCUCGAAACACCACUAAAAUCUCUUUCCGCCGUAGAAGCCGCCCUUCGAUGUCAGAUUUGCAAGGAGUUCUACGACACACCACUUAUCACAUCUUGUGAACAUACAUUUUGCUCCCUCUGCAUUCGCCGAUGUUUAAACCAAGAUGGGAAAUGUCCUGCAUGUAGGAAAGAGGACCAGUCUAGUAGACUGCGGCAUUGCAAAACCCUGGGUGAGUUGGUUCAAAGCUUCAAGCUCGCAAGACCAGAGGUCUUCGCUUUCGCAACAAAGCCAUCAGCAACAUCCCCAACGAUGCCGCCGAACCGUAGUCGAGGUACGACGCCGGAAAUGCAAGAGGAUGGAGAGCCUUCUAGGAAGAGAACGAGGUCUAGCCGUCAAACACGGGCUAAAUCUGCGCAACAAAUGAUUGUUCUAGAUUCAGAUGAAGAUGGGGAUUUUGUACCUGAAGAGAAGGAAGAACAUAAUGACGGCCGGGUGGAGUGUCCCAUCUGUGCAAAACGUGUUAAAGAAGCAUCCAUAAAUUUACAUAUCGAUCGAGGAUGUCCCAAUGAACCAUCUACACCAAAGUGCGAAAAGCUUAAGUCAAUAUCUAGCCCGUCGAGACGAGGGCAAAAGAAUGCAGAAAAGCCACUCGAGCGAUUGGCUCAAGUGAACUAUGGCAUGAUGAACGAAAGACAGGUUCGAAAAAAAGCGAUGGAUCUUGGACUUCUUGGACAUGGCAGCAAGCCAAUCAUGGAAAAGAGAAUCACAGAAUGGGUUACUCUAUGGAACGCCAAUUGCGAUGCCACAUUUCCAAAAAGUAAAGCAGAAUUGAAACGGGAUAUGGAUACCUGGGAACGAACGCAAGGCGUAUAUGCACCUUCUAAUUCGACUGGGAACCAAAUAAAAAGUAAAGACUUUGAUGCAGCUGCUUGGUCUAAUCAACAUGAUGCUAAUUUCAAAUACCUAAUCGCGAACGCGAGGAAGAAAGCACAAGCUGCGAAGGCGGUCGCAACAACAGAUGAUAAAUCUGAAUCUGCUUCGAUUACCGGGCAGUCUUCCUCAAACAAGUCAGGCCCAUCAAUCACCUGGCAGCCUUCCGAACCUCAUACCGGAAACAAUACCAGCGCAUAUGAAUCAUCAUAUACAGCAUCAAAAGAAGACUACGAGACGCACACGGAAUCUCAUCAGCUAUUACCAACAGCUUCCGAAAGUCUAACCUACCCACCUCCAAACUCGACACAAGAACCAUUGGCAAGUUCUGCUUCGAACAAUCAACAACCUACAAGCAACGCAUCGAAGCCAGGAGUACCAGAAACGAAAAUGUCACUCUCCCAACGAGAACGAUCUGAGAAGCAUAACCCGAAUUGGCCAUUUGUUCACUCAGACCGGCCCGUUCCUUUUAUGGAGCCACAAUAUAUAGAUGGGUCAUGGCAAGCCGUCCAAACAAGGCCUCAUAAAUACCCAAUUCUAACCUACGGGGAGUUAGCAAUACAAGAACGAGAGCAAGAACAGCGAGAACGAAAACAACAAAAUAUGCCCGGCCUACACACCACAAGCCAGCAACCUCCUCCUAAACGACCUUCACAAGACACAAAUAGUAUCCCAGUAAAUAAGAGUGGUAUAGAAGCCGUGGUUGGAAUAGAUAAUCCUACAUUUACGAAUAUACAAUACUAG
This is a messenger RNA of Glarea lozoyensis ATCC 20868, 1710 nucleotides long. RefSeq names its product RING/U-box. Gene Ontology annotation, biological process: DNA damage tolerance; protein monoubiquitination. The record is from RefSeq and is a predicted model, not a curated record. Gene Ontology annotation, molecular function: ubiquitin protein ligase activity; single-stranded DNA binding. The coding region runs from base 1 to 1710 and encodes 569 amino acids. Gene Ontology annotation, cellular component: Rad6-Rad18 complex; nucleus. Lineage: Eukaryota; Fungi; Ascomycota; Leotiomycetes; Helotiales; Helotiaceae. The transcript has 2 exons.